GGCCUUUACAUCAUCCUCUGUGACAUUUCUAGCCGUUGCACUCAUUCAAUAACACUUGGUGCAGCAGGAUGGAGUCCAGAGGACCAAACUAAGCCCAGAACUCUGUGUGUUAGACUGAGAGAUUGGCCACGCCACUCGAGGAGGAUGUCUCAGCUCCUGAGGCUUCUCUCGGCGGCCGCGGCGCCUCUCUGCCGGGCUGGAGGAACCCGGGCUACUCGGUGCUCUGCUGCUACGGCAGGAAGGCUCUUUAUAGCCGGAUACCGGAGCUUCGCUGCCACGAAUGUCUGUCGGACCCCAGUGAACUUCUUGACCUGUUGCAGAUUCCAGGCAGCUCAGCGACGUCUGUACUCCACUGAACCCAACGAUGGAAAAGGAGGAGCAGGAGGAGGAGGGAAAUCAUCAGGUGGAGGGAAGAGAGGAGGAGGAGAAAAAGACUGGUGGAGGAGAAUCCAAAAUGGUGACCUCCCCUGGGACCAGAACGAAAACCGUUUAUUGGCAGUAGCCGUGAUUGCAUUCACUGCAGGUCUGCUGCAUUACAACUACAAAAACAGCUACAAAGAGAUCAGCUGGAAGGACUUUGUCCACCGCUACAUUGGCAGGGGAGUGGUGGAUCGGUUAGAGGUGGUCAACAAACAGUAUGUCAGAGUCAUCCUGGUGCCAGGAGCCUAUGCUGAAGCGAGACACAUCUGGUUCAACAUCGGCAGCGUGGACACGUUCGAGAGGAACCUGGAGGCGGCGCACAUGGAGCUCGGGCUGGAGCCAUCAAACCGCCCCGCGGUCAUCUACAGCAGCGAGAGCGACGGCUCUUUCCUCUUGAGCAUGAUACCCACGGUGCUGCUGAUUGGCUUCCUGCUUUUUGCCCUGCGGCGAGGACCAAUGGGAGGAGGCCCCGGCGGUGGGAGGGGCGGGCCCUUCAGCAUGAGCGAGUCCACAGCGAAGAUGAUGAGGGACAACAUCGAGGUGAAGUUCAAGGACGUGGCCGGCUGCGAGGAGGCGAAACUGGAGAUCCUCGAGUUCGUCAACUUCCUAAAGAACCCAAAACAGUACCAGGACCUCGGGGCCAAGAUCCCCAAGGGUGCUGUGCUGUCUGGACCUCCGGGGACGGGGAAGACUCUGCUGGCUAAAGCCACAGCCGGAGAGGCAGACGUCCCCUUCAUCACCGUCAACGGCUCGGAGUUCCUUGAGAUGUUUGUUGGCGUCGGUCCUGCCAGGGUGAGAGACAUGUUCUCCAUGGCGAGGAAGAACGCCCCCUGCAUCCUCUUCAUCGACGAGAUCGACGCUGUGGGGAGGAAGAGGGGAGGAGGGAACUUUGGAGGUCAGAGUGAGCAGGAGAACACCUUGAAUCAGCUGCUGGUGGAGAUGGACGGUUUCAACACAGCGACUAACGUGGUGGUCCUGGCUGGAACCAACAGACCCGACAUCCUGGAUCCUGCACUGAUGAGACCGGGACGCUUUGACAGGCAGAUCUACAUAGGUCCUCCAGACAUUAAAGGCAGAGCGUCCAUAUUUAAAGUCCACCUGCGACCAAUCAAACUGGACCCCAAAAUAGACAAAGAUAUGCUCGCCAGAAAGAUGGCGGCUGCUACUCCGGGAUUCACCGGAGCCGACAUUGCCAAUGUCUGCAACGAGGCGGCGCUGAUCGCUGCCAGACAUCUGAACGAGUCAGUCAACGCCAAACACUUCGAACAGGCCAUCGACCGGGUUAUCGGAGGUCUGGAGAAGAAGACUCAGGUCCUGCAGCCAACAGAGAAGAAGACCGUAGCGUAUCAUGAGGCGGGUCACGCCAUCGUUGGCUGGUUCCUGCAGCACGCCGACCCGCUGCUGAAGGUGUCAAUCAUCCCGCGGGGCAAGGGUCUGGGCUACGCUCAGUACCUGCCCAGAGAACAGUACCUUUACAGCAGGGAGCAGCUGUUUGACAGAAUGUGCAUGAUGCUGGGGGGCCGUGUGGCUGAGCAGGUCUUCUUUGGCAAGAUCACCACCGGAGCUCAGGAUGACCUCAAGAAGGUCACGCAGUCCGCCUACGCUCAGGUGGUGCAGUUUGGGAUGAGUGAGAAGGUGGGUCAGGUGUCGUUCGACCUUCCCCGGCAGGGUGAUGUGGUCCUGGACAAGCCAUACAGUGAAGCCACGGCAGAACUGAUCGACGAAGAGGUCAGAGAGCUGGUAGAGCGAGCAUACCAGAGAACACUGGAGCUCGUCAAGGACAAGAAGGAGCUAGUGGAGAUGGUGGGGAAGCGUCUCCUGGAGAAGGAGGUCCUGGUCAAGGCAGACAUGGUGGAGCUGCUUGGCCCGCGGCCGUUUGAGGAAAAGUCGACGUACGAAGAGUUUGUGGAGGGGACAGGGAGCUUCGAAGAGGACACGAGCCUGCCGGAGGGCCUCAGAGACUGGAACCAGGAGAGAGGAGGAGAGGAGGAAGAGCACGAGGCCAGCCCACCUCAGGGUAAACAGCAGGCCGUGUAGAGCCAAAGCACUUGGACAAGAAGAACAAACUCUUUUCAUCCGAGCUGCAAAAACACACAACUCAGCGCUGAUUCGGAGCCUGUGAGGGUGAACUUUCUCCACAGAUUAGUAAUUUAUGCCUUCAAUUUACUUUCGUUUCCCUCAGGUUAACAAUUCAGACACUUCAAUCACAGCAAGUUCUCAGUUUGUCCCUCACAAUGGACAGCGUGGAGUUUAAGUUUGGCAUGUGGAUAUAUUUCAGCUUUUGUCUGUUUGAAAGUUUCUUUCAGUCUUUUUGUUUCAGAUGUAGGAACUAAACGAGAAGGAGGGAUAAAUAUAUUGCAUUAAAAGCACAAAUUAUAAUUUUAGGAUACAAAUUAAGUCAAAUUAAGUAAGGCUCUAAAUGACUAAUUUUAGGUCGAAGUUGAAACCACCAGGCUCUGUGCAUCUCUGGUUAAAUGCAAGCGUUUGUUUUUUUUCACCGUCCGGACUCCAAGACGCUCCUACUCGCCUUAACACUGAUCAACCAGGGGACUGGUUAAUAUCCCUGAACUGAGUGUAAAUGAUGCACAUUUUUCUCUUUAUUUAUUGCAUAAAAAGGGAGUUCUGCUCCCCGACUGACAUCCUGAUAACAAGCAAGAAAUGAACUCUUCCACAGCCAAAUUCAGAAAGACAUUUUUACAGGUUUGAAUAUUUUGAGAAUUGAUGUGAAAUUUUUCUUUUGUUUGUUUUGUUUCCUGCAGUUGUUUUUACUCUGUUCAGAGUAUAUGUAACCACAGCGACUUUCAGUUCGAGCUUUAUUUCUUUUAUACAAACAGCUUGAUGCUGUGAACACACGAGUAGAUGACUGUAAAGAUGUUUUGUGUGAUAAAGACUCAAAAGGAAGCUGCUACAUCACCAGCCCACUGACUGAUGGGAAACCUUUGUAAUAUUUGAUAUUGAUAUUACAGUGCUGGCUGCAGUAUUUCUGCUGAUUUUAAAGGAGAAAUCCUCAAACACUGACACAAAAAGUCUUUAUUACUUUAGGCUUCAUGAACUUGUUUAUCUUUUAAUGUUUUUAAUCAUCAGUUCCCCCGAAAAGAGUAAAACCAAUUAAAUUAAUCUUAAAUACAAUCUGUGUAUCCUUUUUCAUUGUGAUUAUUAGACUGAGAAGAUUAUCAUCCAAAAACUAUUAUUAGGUUUUAGGUUAUUUUAUAUAUUUUUAAAAAAUCUCUCAGUUUUUAAUUAAUAUGGUCUUGGACUCAAAUUUGAAGAUGCACUACAGGCCAAAUAUUGGGAAGCAACUUACAUUUUCUGUUCACAAUGGCUUUCUUAAAAACCAGUAUGUAUUCUUUGGAAUUUUUGGAUGUGUUUACUGCAUGAUCAUACUUUACUUUCAUUGAAUUGAACCUUUUUCCUCAAUUGACCUUUAGGUAUACAUUGAUGUUACCAGACCAUUGCUGAAUAAAUGUUACCAAAAGAAAAGAAGGGCUUAGUUUUAGGGUUGAGAAGAUUAGAGUCACAACUUCAGUGCAAAAGUUUAAAAAAAAUAAUCACAGUUUGCAUUAUUCAAUUUAGCUCUUUGGCUUUUGAGAGUUUGGAUACAAAAAUCCCAAUACAUCUCAACUGUGUUCAUAUCUCAGACUAACUACCACAGAAAUGGCUCAAAUUGAAGCAGCUGAGAAAAGAAACAAGAGUACAGAUUUAUACUUUAAGAAAAGAAGGAUACACUGAAAGAGAAAUGCAAAACACCUAAUCAAAUCAAAAUUACUUUAUUUAUCCCCGAGGGUAAAUUCAGUUAGUCUGGUAGAAUCUCUGUUAGAAUGAGACAGCCUGAUGGCUGUAGGAGAGAAGGAACUUUUGAAUCUCUCCGUCCUGCAACAGAGAGAGAGAGGAGCCGUCCACUGCUGUUUUUUGGUCCAUAAAGGUUUUGUGUAGCAGAUGAUCUGGGUAUUUCAGGAUGGACUAGAACAUGUUGACAGGUCAUCUCUCCACCACCUCCUCCAGUGUGUCCAACCUGGCUCCAACCACAGAACCAGCUCUUUAGACCAGUCUGUCCAACCGCCUUCAUCUCUGUGUGUGAUGCUGCCUCCCCAGCAGACUGCAGCAUAAAACAACACACUACCACCACAGACUGAUAAAACAUCUGCAGCAUCUUACUACAGAUGUCCAGAGAUCUGAGCUUCAAGAAGAAAUAGAGGUGGCUCUGCGUUUAGGGACCAGUCCUAGUUAUUAUCCAGAUAUACACCUAGAUACUUAGAACUUGGCACCACCUCCAUGUCCACCCCACAGGUAAUCACUAGCUGAAGGGGGGCUUGAACUUGCGGAAAUCUAUGAUAAUUUCCUAAGUCCAACAAAGGAGUUCACUACACCCUGAAGAGACGAGAGGAAACUGGAAGUUUUGAUGAUAGAAAAUGUUGUGGCAGAAAGAGAUUUACUAAAAAAGCAGAGAAUAAACAUAUUGUCAAAUCAACAUAAGGUCAUAACCCAUAUCUGUGACGACUGAAAAGAUGUUUGAGAAAGGCUGGUCUAAAUGGCUGUAGCUGCAAUAAAUCCACUACUUCGUCCAACGAACAAAAAAAAGAUCUGAGUGGGCAAAAGCACAUUGGACCUGAUAUGUCUGGAAACAAGUUCUCUGAACUGACGAAAGCAAAUUUGAACUAUUUGGUUCAAAGCGCAGGUUAUAUCCGCAGACAAACUGACCGUCCUAAAGCACUGACAAUAAAGCAUGGAGCUGGUAGAGCCAUGGUUUGGGGAUGUUUUCAGGUGAUGGAGUGAGAGAAGUUUGAAGUAAAGGGUUAGUUAUAACUAAAAAUGAACUCCUUGAUGUCUGUUUUAUCUUGUGACAAAGUUUUAGAUUUCAAUUUUGCUUUAUUUCAGAGAAAUAAUGAUAUAAAAACCACAAAAUCCAACUCAAAACCAAGCAGUAAUUGCACUUACCACAGUCUGCUUUGGAUAUAUAUAUGAAUUUAAACAACUUUAAAUACACUUAUAACAAAAUCAAUUUGAAAAUGUUUAUUCACUGAAAACUAAAUAUAAAAGCUGAAAGAAGACAGCAUUAUAGUUACUGCA
This is a messenger RNA of Centropristis striata (black sea bass), 5487 nucleotides long. Its product is annotated as AFG3-like protein 1. The transcript is spliced from 16 exons. NCBI's taxonomy places the organism in Eukaryota, Metazoa, Chordata, Actinopteri, Perciformes, Serranidae. Gene Ontology annotation, molecular function: zinc ion binding; ATP binding; ATP hydrolysis activity. Bases 145 to 2457 code for a protein of 770 amino acids. Gene Ontology annotation, cellular component: membrane; m-AAA complex. Gene Ontology annotation, biological process: mitochondrial protein processing; protein-containing complex assembly. The record is from RefSeq and is a predicted model, not a curated record.